AAAAUAAUUUUUUAAUUAAUACCACCCUUGUUUUUAUUUUGUUGGUUUGAACAAGUGUUAAUACUCUCAUGAACCUACGUUUUACUUUACAGCUUUCGAACAAAUGCUAACACCAUUAGCAAGGACGCUUGAAGCGUAUCUGUCCAUCCCCGAAUCUAUUUACAAGUAAAAUAAACAAUAUUUCUCAUAGUAAAUCCCAGAAACACACAUUUUCAUGCAUUGUUAUAUAGGUUAUUUCCGCAAAAGUCUUAUUGCUGUUAUUAUUAUUAUUAAAUUUAAAUGGAGCCGGUUAAACUUGUUGAAAACUUCAUUAUGAAUGGCUAGGCGAGUAUGAACGUUAAACUGUAUUUGGUAAUACAUGCCGUGGCAAUGAAGUAAAGCAAUUGUUCAGCGCCCAAUAAACAUCAUAAACACUGACUAAGCUAACUAACCGUCUAUUAGAUUCAAGACAUACAGGUAGACAACGGUGGCAGAGGUUUGACUUAACAUCCACGCAGAGUCAUUGUACCAGUGCCACAGUUUUCUUACACACUUCUCCCAACCGAUGAAGUUGUUCAGCGUCAAUGCGGUUGCUGCUCUUAUUUGAUGGGGAUGAUGGCGAUCAUAAUGAUGGUCGUUGUGCACAUGUUUACCCCUCAGUCUGAGUCGAUUUUGACUUCCAGUAGCUAUACAAUGACUGCUGCUCCCACUGCUUCUUCGACAACUGCUCCCCACCACACCACGCUUCAUACAAAACGUUUCAGACAAUUAUUUAACGAAUGUAUAAUAAACGAAAGAUUUUAUUGGUUCAAUUUAAACAUUACCGUUGAAUAAAUAAGACGUUGAGUUAAAGGUGGCGGCUAAAAAGAGAUAGUGGUGCUCAAAAUAUUUAAACUUUAUUUUGUUCGUUCGUUUUGUGUGCAUUUGUUUCGAAAAAGAAGUGAAAAUGAAUUAUUUUUUAUUUGGAAGAAAACUUUUAUUAUUAAUUUUUUAUAUAACUGCCGUACGGCGUACUGAAGCAAUGCAUAAUUAUGCCCACAUUUAUCAAAUUCCGAAUGGCUAUCCUGCAAAAGCGGCCACGAACAAAAUGAUUCUACACGAUAUGAAAUGUGCCUUUCACCCUAUUACAAAUAAUAGUGUACAUUUUGAACAUAUUAUGACUGAAAUGUAUAACAUGCCAAUGAAAAAUCCAAAAAUUAAUUCAGCCAUGGUUUUUAAAUUACCACUGGAGGAUGAAUUUACCAGAGAUAAUAGACCAAAAGAGCGUAUGAUAUUUAUGGAUCGUCAAGAAUUUAUAGAACCCACAUUUCCUAAUCUAACAGAAUCAUAUAUGGCGUUGCGAAGAUUUCGAUAUUCGAAAAGACCGCUCAAUAAAAAGAUUACAGAACUCAUGAAAAUCGAAAUGAAUGCAAUAGAAAGUCAAACCACCCACGAUCCAUGGUCGAAUUUGGGAUUGGACGGUUGGAAUGGAGAUAUUGCACAACCAACAACUCAAGAUUAUCGUCAAAGUUCUCCCUCGAACUCAUUAACGGAGUACCCCUAUCAUGAAAUUACCAAAGAUUUGUACGGAGGCAUAUCAUCAACUGAAUACUUAAGAGAUAUAAAUGAAGCUGAAAUGAAGGAAAAACAAUCUCGCGACGAAUUAAGAAAAGAAAUGGACGAGAAUGUGUUUAUAGCUCGAUCAAAUGAUCCUUUUGGCUAUUCGACAAAAUGGGAAAAGAGAAAUCAGACGAAGCAUAAACGAGAUGUUUUGCGACUGUAUUCUAUGUUAAAAUGUUCUACGGGUUGUGAUCCACUGAUCUAUAAAGGUUACGGUUGUUAUUGUGGAUUUCUGGGCCAUGGUAUACCAGCGGAUGGUAUAGAUAGUUGUUGCAAACUACACGAUAAAUGUUACGAACACAGUAAUUGCCUCUCUUAUCUGGAAUAUUUUGUACCCUAUGUGUGGAAAUGUUAUCGUGGUAAACCUUUGUGUGCUAUAGAUCAUGGAGAAUGGGGAGGACCUAAUUCAUGCGCAGCACGACUGUGUUAUUGUGAUUUAAGAUUGUCGCGCUGCUUGCGGCAAUACGCAUGUCCCAGCAGACGAGCUGUGUGCAAAUCAUCUUUAGCGAGAAGAUUGCAAAAUUUUAUUUUUACUUAGAGCUAAGCUUAGAUUUGUUACUAACAUUGUUGUUAUGUGGUUUUAAAAUCAAUGUUUAAUUUAUUGUUUUGUA
This is a messenger RNA of Musca domestica (house fly), 2189 nucleotides long. RefSeq lists its product as uncharacterized. NCBI's taxonomy places the organism in Eukaryota, Metazoa, Arthropoda, Insecta, Diptera, Muscidae. The transcript is spliced from 3 exons. The record is from RefSeq and is a predicted model, not a curated record. Gene Ontology annotation, molecular function: calcium ion binding; A2-type glycerophospholipase activity. Gene Ontology annotation, biological process: phospholipid metabolic process; arachidonate secretion; lipid catabolic process. The coding region runs from base 926 to 2116 and encodes 396 amino acids.